Amoebophrya sp. A25 is the source of this 638-nucleotide messenger RNA. The record is from the annotation of a GenBank genome assembly. NCBI's taxonomy places the organism in Eukaryota, Dinophyceae, Syndiniales, Amoebophryaceae.
CGCAAGUGCGACAACAGUUACGGAGAAGUUUUUUACAACUGUUAGUUCAUGUAGUAUCGAUUUUGCUUUAGCUCCAGAUUCAAUUGUUGUUCAACGGACAAAAAUGUGAAAGUGACGUAACUAUUUUUAGCUCGUUCUAGUAUACCACCAGCAUGCCAGGAUGAAGAGCCUCCUGGUUGAACAAUUAUAUGCAAAUAGCAGAAGCAGAAAGAACACGAGGAAGAUGAACAAGACUCACUUUCUGCUCCUAAGAACACCGUCCAGAGAUUCUAGACAUAGCAGGUGGACGCGGCGAGCUUGGAUUCGAGCUAGUAAAUCUCAACGGCAUCCCAACCACCAUUGUGGACCCUCGCGCACCGGAUCUGGAGAGAUACAUCCGGAAAUGGGAUUUGGGGCUCUACCACCGUCCAAGGAAGACUGGACUUGUUCAUGUUCCUCGUGGUCAAGUAGAAGCAAAAAGAGGAGUUCAUCAUGUUCAGAGAGUGGUAGCAAAACUUCAGAGUGAUGUUGUUGUUGAGGAGGGAAUCGACGCUAGAAGAGUGGUGGAGGAAGAUCAUCAUGUGGAACAAGAAGAUGGUGAAGUGGGACAGAUAAAAGCAGAACUACGUCAUCUCCGUCUUUUUUUCGACAAAGCCUUG